AAUCCCAGCGCACGGAUAAAAAACCGUUGUAACUCCAAGGUCACAUCAUCCAAUGAACCGAUUGAUAUGGCCUUAUUUCACAAAUACGUUUUGUCGAAAGCAGUCUCAGUACAGUCUAAAGUCAUUCCAUAGAUACUUUGUACCUGAUUCCUAUGCUUCGGUUGAUGUUUGGAAUGCUCGUCGGUCUGGUGAUAUUUUUGGAAACAUGUCAGCCCGUGAUCAUGGUUUAAAAAUACUGCAAAACAUUAACGCUGGCAAGACUGUGUCUCCACUGGACUAUGACAUAUUUGCCAAUAAACUGGAUGAACUCGAUGUAACUUUCCUAGAAUUUGUUGAAAAAAUCAUCAUGAGGUUUGAAGCUUGUUUUUCAGUCUACAUUUAAGCUACAUGAAUACUCAGGCUGCGGUAGAUAUAAGGGAUUCGACAUGUCAUGCGUUUAUCCGGAGUUAUUUAAAUUUUCAAGAAGCUGACAGGUUGUUAGGCUUAAUUGAAAAUAGGUCAAAAACAGGAAUAUUUGUGGAUUUUUCGUCUGCAGUUCUCAUGAUGGAUGUAUUUUUGCGGAAAGGUAAUUGGAAUUCUGCAGUUGCAGUUGCUUGGGAACUCUGCCUUCAGGAAUAUUUCAGUUCCGAGAAUAUUAGACCGAUUGUCCUCGCUACUUCUCUCUUGUCAUGCAUAAAAUCAAUAAAACAUGUUUCAUAUGUGGACCAAGAAUUUCAACCAGAGGAUGACAAAGAGAUUGAACACAAAUUUGUUCCUUACGUCAGGAACCCAAACUAUGAUAACUUUUUCGAUAUAAAGCGACCCAGGUUGAAAACUGGUUAUACGCUCUUGCAUUUGUCUCAUGCACUAGACAAGCGAUGUUCACUUUUUCAAGCCACUCCAGUGUGGAAUAGCCUGUCUAAAUGUGUGGAUAGUUUACGUCUUAUGACAAGGAUUUUUGGACUUGCUCUUUCUGAACAGUGCGACCAAUUAUUAGUUGAACUAAGAAGAGUUGAUGAUUCAACAAUCCAAUUAGGAGGAAUGGACUCUACAGUGGUGGAGAAGCUAAUAAACAUUGUAGACACUUGCGUAACGCGACCUGAUGACUCACCUCUAAAACGUGGAGAACCACAGCUUCCAAACGUAUCGGAUGUUAAAUCGGUUCAAGAUGAGCUUAUGCGCAUUCAGAGUGGAUCACUAUGUACCACACCAAACUUUUUCGAAAUGGUUGAAGAGUUUGUCUACAAUGGCGUAUAUAAUAACUCAGACUGUAUGAAGCAGGAAUUAGAGGCUGUCUCUAAUUUGUAUGCCAAAUUUAAUGAAGAACGGAGAAAAGAAUACACUGAAAACGUUAAGACUGAAAAACGUGUGAAAGUUGUUGAAAAAACUAAAGAGGCGUUAAGACAAAUCCUCGAUGAAGAGGAACAGAUAACAUAUUUCCGGGAUAAAAUGAAAAUAAUGAAAAAUGCAUGGUUGGCACCCCGAACACGUCAAGAAGCUCGUUGGUCAAGAUUGAAAGAGUGGAAAAGUGAAAUUACUGCGCAAAAACAAAAGCAAGAUGAAAAGUCGUCUCUUCAAUAAAUGUGAAAUUGUGUAUACAUAUACUUCUAAUAGUAAUUCGUUUAUGUACAAAAUUUAUUGAUGUACAUUAUAGUAGUUACCCAACACAAUUACUCUCAAAGUGUAAAUAUAUAGAUUUUUUGAUUGAAA
Molecule: messenger RNA, 1689 nt
Organism: Schistosoma turkestanicum
Lineage: Eukaryota; Metazoa; Platyhelminthes; Trematoda; Strigeidida; Schistosomatidae
Source: the annotation of a GenBank genome assembly